AUAAAUCAAAAACUUAAACAAUAAACAAAAAAAUAAAAAAUUAAGAAACAAUAACAAAUAAGCAUGGGUUCAUAUAAUAAAAUCAUAACAAUAUAUUAUUUUAUUACUUAUGCUCUUUUAAUGUAACUUGGUUAUGGAGAUAGUGGAAAUCCCUCCCUAACACUUUAAGACAAUGACAGUAUUUAAUAAAUUCAAUGUUAAACAUCUAUAAGUUAACCUUGUCUAGUUACUUUCACUCCAUCUUCUGAUUUUCAUGGAGCUGUAGAGUUGAAUUUUUAAACGAUAGCGGAAAGCUUAGGAACAAGUACAUCUACUUAUUCAUAAUAAAUCUAAUUGCAAUAUUGCAUGAAUAAUAGCAGUGUUUGUGAUUUUGGAGCAUUUUAAAUGGGAUUGCGUAGUUAAUCAAUUCAAGGAGUCUUCUCAUAAAAUACAUAAUAUACCUUUAUUUUAUAGGCUUAAUCAAAUGAUCCUCUGAAUUUGGUUUUCAAUUUUUCUAUCUCAAAAGGAUAGAGAUGCAUAAGUAACAACUGUAGUGGUAAUGGAGCUUGUAUAGUUUCUAAUAAAGUCAAGCAAUGCUCUUGCAAUUAAGGAUAUGGAGCCAAAAAUUGCUAAGCUUAAGUGUAAACUAUUGCACCAAAUGUAUUUUUGGAUAUAAAUGUUUCAGGUUCUUCAUAGAAAAUAAUUUAAUUUACAUCAAGCAACCCAAUUUAAUAAGCUCUUUUAAACAAUUAAUAUAAUUUAAUUAUCCAAAAUUAAAAUAAUUAAAGAUUUAAUAUUUACAUUCUAGACGGAAAUUCUCAAACAAGCAGCGGAAUAUUUAGUUAAGAAUACAGUUCUAAUUCUAAUGAUUCUCUAAAUUUAAACUAAAUUUUCUCUUCAUCCAAUACUUUAUAAAAUUUUUUACUUAUCUUAAUAAUUAACAAUGAAUCUAACAUCUCUUAGUCAAUAAAAGUAUAACUCUAAAUAUAGUAAAGCUCUUAAAACUAAUCAUCAAGUGAUUCCUAUUUUAUUUAUUUCCUUAUCGGAAUGGUUGGUUUGAUUAUGCUAAUUAUUAUUUUAGGUUUCAUUUAUUUCUUAUUUAAAAGAAGAUUAAUUAGAGAGCGUGCUUAAAAUAACAUCCAAAUCCUUGCAUAGGCUCUUAUAUGUCCUUCAGAAUCCAAAGAAACUGAUAACUCUGAAAAAUUUAUGAAAUUAUACAAUUAAGCUAUUCCCUCUCAUAAAAUGCAGGCCUCAACUUUAGAAAACUUGAUCAAAUAGAAUAAAGAAAAACAUGAUUCUAACAACAAGGGAGAUGCUCAACUCCCUUAUUAAUCUGAAGGUGGUAAUUCAAACUAAAUUAUUUGCUCAAUUUGCCUUUAGGCUAUACAAGAAAACGAUAAAUACCGUGAAACUAUUUGCAAGCAUCUUUUUCACUAAGAAUGUCUUGAUGUAUGGAUUUAAAAGUAGCGCAACUGCCCUAUGUGUCGUUCUAACCAUAAAAUAAUCGAUUUGUAAAAAUAUUUAAAAGAAAACAAGCGUUGUUCUAUCACCGAAACUCAUCAAAUAAAUGGUCAUGGAGUUGUAUUUGAAAUGUAAGAAAACACCUCUCCAAAUCAGAGAAACUCAUCAUCUCCUUUUGGUUUCAUACCUAUUCUUCCCUUUUCCCUUACAAGAUAAUAGUAAAGUGGUAGUGUCUGCUAAAAUAUGCAAGAAUUAGCAUCACCUAAGAAGGCAUCUUACUCUCCUCCUAAACCUAUUAGACCUUCAUUUUAAUUAUAAUAAUAAUAAAUGAACGAUUCUUCAAAUGUAUAAAUCACAAUACCAGAUAAUACAAACGACUUAACAAACUUACAAUUGCCAUAAGCUUCUUUGAAUGAAAGCAGCAUUAACCAAUUUACUUUAAAUAAUUAGCUUCUGAACAACUCAUUAGCUGGUAAAAAAUCAAAAGACGAAGAAUAAAAUAACACAUUAACAAAAUUAAUUGAUAUUUUGAACAAUAAUUCUUCAAUAUUGAACUAUAUCUCCAAAAAUCCAUAAAAUAACAACAACAAUAACUAAUAAUAAUUAAAACCUAUUGCUGAAGAAGAAUAACAGCAUAAUUCAGCUUACUCCUCUUACAUAAGAUAGUCAAAUUACAAUAUUUUUACUGAUAACAAUUAAGCGAGAUAAGAAACUGAUCUUGAAAGAGGGAAAGUUGGUACUUAAAAUACAAUUUAAUAGGAGAUGACUAGCUAAGCAACAGAAAAUUAUUAUCAUCGCUAAUCUAUUGCUUCAAGCAAAAAGCUGAAUUACAAUUUUCAAAUUUAACCACAAGUUUAGGCCUAGUUCAUGAAAGCUUAGAUAUUUACUUCUCAAUUGAACAAUAGCAAUUUAUAUAAAAAUAGAGUUAUUUUAUGA
This is a messenger RNA of Tetrahymena thermophila SB210, 2376 nucleotides long. RefSeq names its product zinc finger, C3HC4 type (RING finger) protein. The record is from RefSeq and is a predicted model, not a curated record. The transcript has a single exon. NCBI's taxonomy places the organism in Eukaryota, Ciliophora, Oligohymenophorea, Hymenostomatida, Tetrahymenidae.